Cooperia oncophora is the source of this 387-nucleotide messenger RNA. NCBI's taxonomy places the organism in Eukaryota, Metazoa, Nematoda, Chromadorea, Rhabditida, Trichostrongylidae. The record is from the annotation of a GenBank genome assembly.
AUGAACGAUAACCCUGGCCAACGACCUGGUCAGGUGGGCCGGAGCAAGAAUCAAGCUCUUAACCAUUUCUCUAAGGCUGAUGCAGGGAAGGGAAAGUUAGCCCGGUGGUUUAACACGGUGGAUUAUGGCAUAAGAUGGCCGGAGAAGGAGAAUCGUGCUGGACUAAACUUCCACGGAAUGUUCAUGAGUACAGGCCUGGUGUUUUUCCAAGGAGAAGCGCUUCUUUCUUAUCGAAUGUAUCGGUACGACUGUAAAAUCCUGUCGAAAUUUGUUCAUGUUGUAUUUCACGUGUUGGCGAUCGCAUUCUUCACCACUGCUUUCGCUGCUAUUAUCAUAAAUAAAAAUCUGCACGUGAGUCGGAACUUCGUUUCUAUAAUGUUUGUAUGA